GCGUCUCUUUGCGCGGUCUCGUGACUUCCCCCUUCCAUACCACUGACCCCAAAUCCACACUCUCAUCAUCAUUGUGCCACCUCAUCCUCACCCCACAUUCCCAUUUGCAUCUCAAUUCAUUCUGCCCGCCUCUCUUUCGUACUCGAGGUUUGGAAAGAAUACACGAACCUGGUACGCGAGCCAGUUUGAGGAAGUAUCCAUACUCCCACCAUGGCGCCUCCAAGGCAGGCACAGGCGCCCUUCGCCAAGGACGAGCGCGUGCUCUGCUUCCACAUGGAAAUGUUGUAUGAAGCAAAGAUACUGGACGUGCAACAGAGCGAAACUGGAGAGGGAUGGCAGUACAAGAUCCACUACAAGGGCUGGAAGAGCAGCUGGGAUGACUGGGUGCCCCAGGACCGAGUUCGCAAGUUUACCGAGGAGAACAAGGAUCUGGCCUCCCACCUCAUGGCCACAUUCAAGAUGCUUCAGUCCGGCAAGGCUGGCAAACAGAUCAAGAAGGGUGGUAAGACUACCGGCUCCGACCUCAGCUCCACGCGCGGCAGUGAAGAGCGCAUGCCUGGGACGGCGAUGCAGACUGGCAGAGGUCCGCGGAGGGCGAGGGAUUAUGACCUUGAGCAUGAGGAUUCGUUCCACUCUCGUCCUUCGAUCAAGCUGGUUAUGCCAGAUCACCUGAAAGCUCUCCUGGUUGACGACUGGGAGAACGUGACUAAGAAUCAGCAACUCGUGCCUCUCCCGCACGCCCAUCCCGUCGACGAUAUCCUCAAUGAUUACCUCGCCAACGAGCGCCCAAAGCGCGAGGAAGGGAGCGCUUCCAUGGACAUCCUCGAAGAGGUCACUGCCGGGCUUCGCGAGUAUUUCGACAAAUGCCUGGGUCGUAUCCUCCUCUACCGAUUCGAGCGAGCGCAGUAUCACGAGAUGCACGAGCUCUGGGUCUCUGGCGACGCCGAAUCCAAGCACAAGAGCGCAUGCGAUACCUAUGGCGCGGAGCACCUGUGCCGCCUCCUGGUUUCUCUCCCAGAGCUCAUCGCGCAGACCAACAUGGACCAACAGUCGGUCAACCGCCUCCGCGAGGAGCUGACCAAGAUGACGGCCUGGCUCGGCAAGCACGCUACCAAAUACUUUGUCAAUGAGUACGAGACUCCCGGUCAGGAAUACGUGGACAAGGCACGAAGCGCUUAGGAGCCGCGGAAGCCUUCCAACGGUCUGGAGGGGCGCCAGGCUUAGCGCCCGCCCGCUCGCCCGUGUGGUUGAGAGGGGUCCCUCUCUUAGGAAAUCUCGAGCUGGGCUUGGGUCUCUCACAGCCAUCGAGGAAUAUGACAAAGGGAUGGAGUAUGGUCAGGCAGGGGACAGGGCCUUUUUUUUUUUCCUUUUCCGUUCAAGGAUAGUACAUGGAAACACUGCGGCUGGGUGGGGUUGGUUCUGAGGAUGAUUUCCCCCUUUUUGUCCCCAUUUGAGGCAGAGGUAGAUCGUUUUUUACUACACCACAAAUUCGCUAUAGUCGUAGCUAGGUGGCAGGCAGUUCUUACCAGGCCAGGGCACAGAGAGGUCGGAACCUCGCAUGGUAUCCCUUAGGCCAUGAAUACAGAAGACAGAAAAUUACCUCGAC
Molecule: messenger RNA, 1606 nt
Organism: Phialemonium atrogriseum
Lineage: Eukaryota; Fungi; Ascomycota; Sordariomycetes; Cephalothecales; Cephalothecaceae
Product: MRG-domain-containing protein
Exons: 4
Coding region: 211-1179 (322 amino acids)
Biological process (GO): chromatin organization; regulation of DNA-templated transcription
Cellular component (GO): NuA4 histone acetyltransferase complex; nucleus; Rpd3S complex
Source: RefSeq, a predicted model, not a curated record